AUGGCCCACAUGUUUCAAAGGAUUUGGAACUUUCUCAACGCCGGCUGGUCAGACACGUCUGAGCAGCGGGUGGCCGGGACACGACAAGACUGGAAACUGAUGGCCACCCCCGAGCCCCCAGGCGCCUGGCCUGACACGCCGGCAAAGACACCACCGUAUCGACGUCCCGUUUACGGCAAAUGGAAAGCACCCAAGUUCGGCCACCGGAGCGCGAAAAAAACCUCGCCCUACGCAUGGAACAAGCUCGCAGCGGAAAGAAAAGAUUACCACCCGCUCGAUCCCACGAGCGAGCUCACGUCGGUCAAGAACAUUGACAAGGUUCCCGAAAGAUUCUGGAACGUGGAGGAGGCCGCGAGGGAGGCAAAGGAACAGGAAAAGGACUGGGUGGGGAAACGGGAGGUGCCCAGGUUCUAUCGGAUCGACGACCCGUUCAUGCCGGACCAUGAACGGGAGGAUUACAAUCUGGAUCCGCGGCUGAACCCAGAUGCGCGGACAAAGGACCGGUUUGGGUAUAUCACCAAGCAGUUUAGGAAUGCUGUUAGGGAGAUUGUCAAUGGGAAGGAUGUUAACACCACGCUGAGGAUGUUUCUCGAGGCCAACUUUACGACGCAGCAGCUGGCCAAGAUUUGGCCUUUGAUCCCUGUCGCGUACAGCAGCAACCGGGCUGAGGCGCUGAUUCAGGCGGCGGAUAUGCUUGGGUAUCAGAGGUUGAGGCCUCAGAUUGGCAAGGUGUUGGGGUAUGAUGCUGAGGAUGAGGCGUGGGAUUUGCCGUCGAGGCUGGCGGCGUUUUAUAUUGGGGUGCCCAUCCCGGCGCCGGGGGCUGAGGUGCAGGGCAAUAUGUUCGAGCCGGGGUCGAAAGAGUUUCGGGAGCAAUACUUUGAGGAUACGUAUUACUUUUUGAAUGACUUCAAGAAGUAUAUUCCGGAGCCUGCGAAGGCCCUGAAUAAUGUCACCGCCUCGCCAGUACCCAAAAAGAUGGGUGAUGGGAGGAGACUGUUGUUGACGAGGAGGAAAGAAGAAAAGCGGUAUGGGCCUUACUAUGAUGGGCCGGUUGGGUUCAGAGGGAGGUCAUCUGGUUUUAUAGGGAAGCCCCCGUCGCUUGCGGGGAUGAAACGGAGGCCUUAUCAUGAGAAUGACCUGGAUAUGUACGCUGAUGACGAGGGGAAUUGGCAGCUCAAACCGCCGCCCUGGAUGCGCCGGCUCCAGGACGAUGCAGGGCUUCGAGGAGGUGGGAAUGAUCUCGAAGAACUGGAAGAGGAUGAGUGGGAGGACGAGCUCGAGGAGACAGGGUUCGAGGCGGCGGAGGUGAGCUCAGACGGUGGGUCCGAUGUGGUGAUGGGGGAAGAGCAAGACCUCGUGUCUGAUGAGGAGAGCACCAAGGAAGGCUCCGAUGUGGACAUGGUGGCGCUGGAGGACCUCGCCUCGCGCGAAGGUGAUUUGGACGUGAACGCCUAUCUCGACAUGAUGGAAACAAACGAGAUAGGCCUUCGCGGUGGAGGUUUGGAUGGCGAUUGGGACAUGGAAGAGGAAGAGGAUGAGAGCGACGACGACCUGCACAUCAGAGGUGGCAUGGCAGAUGAAGAACCUCCGAAAAGUAAGCAGUGGAGGAAUCUAGCAAAAUACCCACCGCCGUCGACCCUCGACAAUGCCUCGGAUCGAUGGUCACUGGACGAGAAAAGGGCGCCGACGUUUAAAACCAAGGUUGGCCAGUUGGAGAAGCAGUUCGCCAAGGAAACUGAUUUCCAGCCUGGAAAGAGCCUGAUGAUCCCGCUUCAUGGGUACCAGGGUGUUGUCUGGUUCCGUCGUGGGAUCUUUAACAGCUUUGUGGACGCCGUUGACCGUCUGCUUGGCCUUGACAGCAGAGCUGGAGUGACUUACAACCUCUACGUCAUGGAUCCCAGCAAGGAUUAUGAGUUGCAAGAGGAGAAGGACGCAUUUCUCGCUGAUAUCAACCAGCAUGCCUGCCGCGUGCAGUGUGCUGGGGUAGGUGCCCUUGCCAAGGACCGCGUCGCAUUCAACUGGCUUUGCCAGCAGAUCGACAAGCAAUACCGUCCAGGAGACAGCGCGUACUUUGGGAAGCUGAUCCCCUUCGUGGCAGGUCCACAUGACCCCAUUCCCUGGAAGUGGGAGCCGGGAGCCAGACACCAUGUUGGAAAGGUCACCUUGGACUGGCCACAGUUGAAAGGGAGAGGUAGACCAGACGUUGCUUACCUUCGGUUGCCGUUGCCCGCCGGGGACGAUGCUCCUGCCACUGCCUUCUUCACGAAUCAGUACAGCCGCUGGAUGCAACAAGUAUGCCGUGUGUUGGUACCGGGAGCUAUCCGCGACCGUCCAGGCCGCCCAGCGAUCCCAGCUGCGCUGAUAAAUGCCUUCACCACCGACGAGCAGGGCAAUCCAACCCAAGCUCCGGUAACAUAUGGAGGUUUGGCCUUUCUCAAGUCAAACUGGGAGGUAAUUGCGGCGCAACUCGACGUAGUCAACGCCAAGAAAUACACUUACGCGGUAACGCUUCGGGCAUUCGCUCCAGGGGGGGCGGGGCAGGUUUCCGAUCGAUGGCACAUUUUGGCCCCUGGCCAGACAAAGGCAUAUGACAGCGCGUGUGACGACUGGCAUCUGACGCACUUGGAACUGACGGCUCCAUCGAUUGUUGCCGAGAGGUUGCUCAGACCGAUCCUUGCGAGUGAAAUCUGGAAGACAGCAGAAGGGGUCCCUUUCGCUGGGCUGACCUACCUCGAGGUUUUCUUUCCUGGCGAGAACUGGCUCGGGCCACACUUUGGAAAAUACCCUGUUGCUGACGAAACGGGUGCACCUCCAUCCCUCUACAUAAGCCUUGUCGACGUACUCGAUACGAGUAGCCCGGAUGCAGAGUUCACCCCGGCAUUAAGCAGAGCCUUUACGCCUCUUGUUGAGGCGUUUGUCGAGUUGAUGGCGAAGAUAGAGAAGCUGACAAAGGAAGCGAUCUACCCCAAGGGUGUUAAAGCACCCAGCCCACUCAGCCUGUUCCCUCAGUUUAUCGUGUCACGACCGGUCUGGAGGAGGUAUAGUUUCCAGGAUGCCUCCUACGACGGGGCUUCGGUGCAUGAGUGCCCACUGUCUCUGUGGGAGAUCUCACUUGACAAACUCCGAGAGUUCGUGGGCAAAGUGAUGGCAAACGGGGGGCCGUUUGACAGCAAGACGGACCACUUCAGCAUCACCCAAGGCUUUGACCCCGACCUCCCUGACAUUCUUGUUAGUCCAUCCAUGACUGAGACUGAAUGGGAAGUGGCCCGGAGGCUCAUUGUCCACCCUUACCUGCGGAUCAACAAGGUGGAUGAGCAAUCGUUGCCGGUUUUUGAGGACAUCUAUGAGCAUCAGCCGUUCGGUUAUCGCGACAUCUACACCGAAACUCCACAGAAAAAGCUAUGGGGCAGAUACAAACCGCCGCCGGUUACGCACAACUUUGACUGGCAAUUGUAUCGUGCGACACCGAUUGAAGACUUGGGGACAUGGCAGCCCUGGGAGAAGCAGUUGAAAGUUCCGGUGCUAGAUUUCCUUCCAGAUGAUUUUCAACUCGUGAAGAUACCGAAGGACAAGCCAGAGUUGCCGGAACAAUCCGAGCCACCUCCGCUGACGCGGCCGCUGCAUCUGAGCGUCGCGCCUGUUCAACAGGAGCAGCCUAAAGAAAAGCCCCGUAUGCAGCCGACUCCCAGUCCGACCCAUAACAAGAGGCGGAGAGUGACCCUUUCCACCGAGACGGGAAAGCCAACGCUGGGCCAUUACACUACACCCCGGGUCAAACCGGUCAAACCCGUCGCACGUUCUACAAUCAGGACACCCCAAAAGCCCAGGGGAUCUCCGAAACCAUUUACAGCCCCCCGUAAGCCCAAGGGUGCUGUCGACCCCCGUAUCGCCCAGGCCUUUGCAGGACGGGCGGCGAAGAGGGCUCCCAAAGAGCCAACAAAGGAACCAACCACCACGACCAAACCAACAAAGAAAAGCCCGGCAAAGACGGGUGUGAUUCCGCCCGACCCCCAGCAUUGGGUAGAAAAUCCAAACCGCCCUGGAUACUGGAUUAGAAAGUGGCCAACCACCAAGCCCGGGGUUGGUCUCCCAGAUAUCACGGCAAAGGAAAACUACUGGAACCAAGUCCAUGCCAACAACGAGGCAGAAGCAGCCGGCUACAAGAACAGGGAAACCUUAGACCAAGUGUACAGGAAGAGGAUCCAAGAACUCACCGGCGAAAGCGAUCCCACCCCACCCGCUCCUGCCAGCACCAGUCCUGCCACCCCCUAUCCUCCCGGCAAGCGUGACGCCUCCAAGUUCGACCCAACAGACACCACACCCCGUCCCCCCGGCCCCGGUGCGGAAAACAAGAAGCCAGCUUCCCCUCCCAAACCACCUUACUCCACCCUGGAGGACAUCAAGGCCUUGGACACGCUGACAAAGGCAAAGCUGCUUUACACCACCAAGCUCGCCCCCGGAGCACCCCCCACAAUCGACCCUACCGACCCUCCCCUGGAAGAUCCACCCGUCAUCCGCGAGGUGGUCACCGCCCACAAACCCAGCAUGUCCCCUAACCUCAUCUCCAAAGUAGGCAUCCAACCUUACACCCUCCACCCGCCACCCAUCCCGGAAGGACUCCGCGCGAGGGCCAUUCAAGACCUGGCUCUCCAGACGAGAAACUGUCCCUUCUUCCAGUGCUACCUCCCUGUUUUGCGCACCCCCGAGACGGCAGUCGACCACUUCCGCAAAGUGCACAAGCGUGAGCCAUGCCCCAUCUGCAUGGACUUCGUCGGCCAGGGCUGGGAUGCCGCCAAGUGGGACGAGCACUACGGGGAUGAGAUACAUGUCGAGUGGUUGGAGAAGUGGUGCACCAACCCUGUCGGGAAACCGCUCAAGCUGGGGAUUUUUACCGACGAGGGGAUCCCGGCGGAGGAUCUGACGGGGUUUGAGUGGGAGACCCCGUUUGAUCCUGACGUGCCGAAUGUGCGGGCUAGACCGUCGUGGUUUGAUGAGGAUGAUGGCAUGGCUGGGCUGGUGGCGGCUUCGAGGGGGAGUUGGGAAGGGGGGGUCCCGGUAAGUGAGAUUAGGAAGAGGAGUCUGAGGAAGUGGAGUAGGUAUAUGGCUCAGAUUGGGAGGACGCCGGGGUUGGGUAUUGGGGUUGGGAAGGGGAAUAGUGCUUUGGUGUCGGUGGGGGGGUGUUAUGAUGAUGAGGUGGAUGGGAUGGGGUUUGAUGGGGCUGGGGAUACUCCUGAGAGACGUACCGGUGUCUCGGCUGGGACUCAGACCACGCCGGUGCAGGUGAGCAGCUCGACAGAGGAGGAGGAGGAGGAGGAGGAGGAGGCAGGUGAGGAUGAGGAGGGUGCCCUGGAAGAUUAUCACUCGUCACAGGACGACAACUCGGGAGACGAGCCCGAUCGGUUUGAAUUUCCGGAUGAAGGACCGUACAGGGCUCCGGGGCAGCGCUUCAGCCCUAGGACCAUGCGGGAGAACAUGCGGACUGUCAGUCAGAGACACAUGGUGGGGCAGAUCGAAAGACGGAUCGGGAUGAGAGGGCUUCCACAGGGGUUGAAACCGUGGCAGUACAAGGAGAUCAUGGAGGGACUGGGACAUGAUGGGAACCAGUGGGGACUGAGGACGACGAGGAUCAGACCAGGCCGUGUUGGUCUGGGUGAGGUUGACGAUUUUCCAGUUCGCGACAAUGAAAACGAUGGUGAUGGUGGUGGUGGUGGUGGCGGUGGUGGUGGUACUCAGCAGACUGAACCACCAACGGAGGGUCCUGAUCCUCCAGUAGCUCCACAACCUACAACGUCCAGCAAGAAACCGACUGCACGUCGUCCGCUGACCGAGGAACAAAAGCAAAGAAUAAGGGAAAAAGAAGAAAAGAGGCGAAGGCGUCAGCGACGAGAGGAGGAUCCCAACUAUGUCCCCACCGGCGAGACGUCCGAAUCAUCCGACGAGUUCCUCGUUGUCUCUGAUGAGGAUGAGGAGACCCCCGCGGUGAACCAGCCUGGGAAACGAAAGCUGCCGCCAGAUACCAGUGCCACGAAGCAGCGCCCGGGGAAGAGACAGAGAAGAGACUCCGAGGACGGCACGUACAAGCCUGACAAGGAAACGGAACAGCAGAUCGCCCAAGAGGACAAGGUGCUGGAGGAGGAGUUCAAGGCCAUUGCCGAGUGGGAUGAUGAAGUGAAGCAGAUGAUGGGGGACGGGCCGGUCAAUCAGUGGCAACGGCUGCUAGCUCUUGUUAGUCAGACGGUGAGGAAGAAGGAGGAGCAGAGGGAUCGGUUGAAUGUGUUGAGGGAUAAGAAGAAGAAUAGCGCGAACGGAGAGAUGAGCAAACACGAUGAGAGGAGAUGGAAAGAGAUCAAAGCCGAAUUGGGCAAGUUGGCGAGGUCUGAGAAGGAGUAUAGGCGCCUAGCGACGCGAUUGGAAAACGAAAAUGAAGAGGUGAAGGCUGAGGCUGACAGGCGAGCGACCCCUAUGCAAACUCUUGGGAAGAGGGCGAGGAACAUUAGUUUCAGGGAGCCGUUGGAGAGGGGACAGUCGCCGCCGAGGCAGCACCAGGGCGCCAUCCCGUCGGCUCUGAAGAGGACGGAGAGUGCGGAGCAGGCUGAGCAGGCUGAGCAGGCUGAGCACCCGUGGGCGCGGUACAUGGAUCUCAUGGGACAGGCCGAUCAAGAUGACGACGGCUUGUAUCCAUACCGACAUGUUCUUGGGGCCACGGGGGAGGAUGACCUGUAUGGGGAUGGUGGGUAUGGGUAUGGAGAUGAGUAG
Molecule: messenger RNA, 6756 nt
Organism: Podospora bellae-mahoneyi
Lineage: Eukaryota; Fungi; Ascomycota; Sordariomycetes; Sordariales; Podosporaceae
Exons: 6
Coding region: 1-6756 (2251 amino acids)
Source: RefSeq, a predicted model, not a curated record